GGAGCCCAGGCUCCUGAGCUCCUGUCCCAGCCCCAGUCCGGGGAGCAGGCGGGCGAGCCCCGGGCAGAGGCGCGCGUUCAGCCCGCACUCUGCGCGGCUUCUGCUGUCUCCAUGGCGUCCUAUCAGCAAUCCCGCAUCCAGGCUUACCUGGAGAAGAACAAGAUCGGCCCCCUGUUUGAGGAAUUAAUGACCAAAUUAAUAACUGAGACACCUGACCAGCCAAUCCCAUUUCUCAUUGACCAUCUUCAGUCCAAACAAGGAAACCGAGGGCAGCUUCAGCGAACUCUAUCCGGAUCUGCAGCUCUCUGGGCAGAAAGUGAAACAUCAGAACAUAAAGGAACAAGGAGGGAUUUGAGAAGCUAUGAUAAGCCUUGGCAAUUAAAUGCAAAGAAGCCCAAAAAGUCAAAAAGUGACCUUGCUGUCUCUAAUAUUUCUCCACCAUCACCAGAAUCCAAAUCAUUGUCAAGGUCAGUAGAUCAUCCUAAGUGGAACUGGCGAACUAAACCAGAAAGCCGUGAUUUUGAUGAAUUGAACCACAUCCUUCAAGAGAGCAAGAAGCUGGGAAAAGCCCUUGAGAAGCUCUCUCGAAGUAUUGCAAUUUCAGAUGAACUCGAUAAGGAAACAGUGGCAUUUAAUUCUUCUCUUCUAAGACCCCGUGUAAUUGGAGAAUGGAUUGGUCGAGAAGAGAAUGAUGCUGACCCAUUAGCAGCCGAAAUGCUACAGCCCCCAAUUCCAAGAAGUAAAAAUGAACAAUGGGAAAGUGAAGAUAGCAGCUCUAGCCCCACAGGAAGCUUAAAGGUGGAACCCAAGACCAAGGGAUUAAAACAACAGCAACAGCAACAUAAGAAACUGCUGGCAGCAAUGCUCUCUCAAGAUUCUUUUGAGUCUAUUCACAGCCCUACCCCACCUGUAACAGAAGAAGAUAUUGAUAAUGAAGAUGAUGCAAUGGAAUUGCUGGAGGAUCUUGAUGAUUUAAGAAUGGAGGGAGUGACUUCUCUGGCACCUUCUGGGAGCAAAUUUAAUCAAGGUCGUGCUACUCACCCUGCUGAACUUCAGGCCAAGGUCACACUGAACAUCUGUUCAAGGUGUGCCAGACUUCAAGGAGACAACUUGGCAGAAAGAACAGAGGAGACGACACAAAUACUUCCUUCUCCAGAUGAAAUAAUCCUGGAUUCUUUGAAUUCUUUACCUGGGACUGAAGAAGCACUAAUGGAGGAGGGUGGAGAUUUUGAAAUAGCAUCUAAAUUAACAGGACCUGGAGAAGCCCCCAGUGGAGGACAGUCAUUGAAACACUACAUGGAAGAAGUGAGUUUUAAGGUGGCCUGUAACACAGUCUGA
This is a messenger RNA of Myotis brandtii (Brandt's bat), 1338 nucleotides long. It is a transcript of the gene CUNH8orf34, whose product is annotated as chromosome unknown open reading frame, human C8orf34. The transcript is spliced from 11 exons. NCBI's taxonomy places the organism in Eukaryota, Metazoa, Chordata, Mammalia, Chiroptera, Vespertilionidae. The record is from RefSeq and is a predicted model, not a curated record. The coding region runs from base 112 to 1338 and encodes 408 amino acids.